AUGAGGACGGGAGAGUGGGUACGGCAGCUUUGGGUGGAGUUGGCAGUAAGGGCGGGCGUUCAGAGUUCUGGGUGGAGCUAUCCCAGCCAAAACACUUCAGGAACAACCAGACGUGUGAGAUGGCACAUUACGGCCUAUGGAAAUCAUGUGUUCGCACGCUAUGGGUGUCAGAUAUUGACCCAGAGAGAGAGAGCUGUGGACCUGCAGAACUGCCUGGAGAAUCAAACUGCACAUUCUUUAAAUUCUACACUUCUGGAGAGAAUGCUGUCAUAUUUAAGAAAACGACAGAAAAAAUGCAUUGGCAUGAUUAUUGAAUACCCCAACAAAAUAUAUGCCGAAAAGUAUCUGGACGCCCUGAGGUUCAAAGGUUUGCAUAUAGCAGGUGCAAUGUUGGCUUUGUUGAGUUUGUUUCUGAUGAUCAUGGGCUCUGUGUGUAUCACUAUGUCUCUCAGUAAGAGUGUGCCCUUCUUCCUCAAGCCUGCUACCAUCUGCUUCGUCUUCUCAGGUAUCCUGGUCCUCUUGUCCAUCAUAAUUUUCCACCAGUCUGUGCUGGCGUUGUUGGCAAGCGAUCACAGUAUCCCUCUCCAUCACGAGUUGUCCUGGUCAGUGGCGUGUCUUGGCUCGGCUGGGGCCAUUCUCAUUUUUGGAGGGCUUAUGUUCCUGUUGCUUUCCCUCCCCUACAACCCCCUGGAGAAAUGUUUUCGUCAGCAGAGCAGUAGUGAUGCCUAGCUGUCAGAGGACUGCCAGCGAGUUAAGUAGCACAAGAUCUUUUAUACUCUUAUGCUGUUUGUGGAGAUUAACUGAUGUUAUAAAGGACUCUCAAAAGCUAAUGUUUUGCAAUAACUAGCAUUAGUUUGCUCAUCGAUUAAGAUUAUAGACCUUAAUGCUCAUACACCGACUCUGAAAUUUGAACUAAUAUUUCUAUGAUGGUUAUGUACAUAAAAUCAGUGACCAACAGAUCUGUUUACUGUCUUGAAAGGCUUCAUUUACACAACAUGCUGUGCUAUUAUGUGUUGUCCCUUUAUCUGCAUUUGUAUAAGAAAACUUAUUAAACUUAUUUGAUUACUAGGCAUAUAAUACUGAUUUAUCAGGUAUCUGUGGGUUGAAAGUGUUUUUUUUUUUUUUAAAUAGGCCAUCCUAUCAAUGCUAAAGGCCUGUUCAAGAAAGAAAACUAUAUUAGUGUCAGAUAACAUUGUUUAUUAUAAGAGGACACUGCAUUUCUUUUUUUUUUUUGCCUGCGGUUUUUGCCUAAAUACUAGAGGUCUUUAAAGUUGAAUGGAUUCUGAUUGGCCAUCAGCGCUUUUAUCAUUCAUCAGCUAGAAAAAAAAAACAAUUCUGAAAAUGAUUCCAGCAAUAUUGUUCCUCUGUGGCAUUUUCAUUAUAGCUGUGGUGUGGACUUCUCAUUUCUCAUAUAAUUAAAAUGAUUAUUAAAACUUUACAGUUGUAGUUACCAUUAUAGUUAUUGUCUUUGAUGCAAACAGGCCUUUUAGAAUUAUUUCAACUGAAAACCAGCUUUCAGUGUUGAUUUAUACUAGCAAGUGAUGCCUUAAAAUUGGCAGGUAAGCUUCAUUGACCAGAAUUAUGUUUAUGGUGAAGCUGGUUGACCAGAUUAACUAGUCUUGCUUGUUGUAAAACCAAAUGGGAACAUCAGCACACUAGCAUCACAACAUAAGCCUGGUGACCAGCUACAGCGAUCCCAAAAAGUAACAGUAAAUGCUACUUGGUUUGGUUAUUAGCUAUAAUUGGGAUCACUUUAUAAUGAUCUUUUCUGCUUGGUUUUCAAUGAACAAAGUCAUCAGCAGACUGGAUAUCAUAGAUUUCAGUGCAUAGAUUUAAUGGGAUGGUUUAUUAUUUAUUUAUAUAAAUGUAAAACGAUGCUUAAUACUAUACAUAUGAAACGGAUGCGUUUAUAAAAAUGAUGUACGAAAUUGAUUGAUGUGCAUGAUAUGGACCCAUUGUCGAGCCACAUUUCUAUGUAAAUACUGUGUGUUUAUAUUGUACUCCAGCUUUUCUUUAGACACAUCCCUUAUCCCUAUACUGAAGACCCUGUCCUUCACUGAACUUUCUUUCAUGUCUGUUCUUCACUUGGUUGUUUGUCACUCUCUAUUCGUCACGCUCUUUCUCGUUCACUAGAUUUGCUUGAGGAUUAAAUCUCUUUCACCUAA
Onychostoma macrolepis is the source of this 2165-nucleotide messenger RNA. It is a transcript of the gene cacng6b, whose product is annotated as calcium channel, voltage-dependent, gamma subunit 6b. NCBI's taxonomy places the organism in Eukaryota, Metazoa, Chordata, Actinopteri, Cypriniformes, Cyprinidae. Gene Ontology annotation, biological process: regulation of calcium ion transmembrane transport via high voltage-gated calcium channel. The transcript is spliced from 6 exons. The record is from RefSeq and is a predicted model, not a curated record. Gene Ontology annotation, cellular component: L-type voltage-gated calcium channel complex; membrane. Gene Ontology annotation, molecular function: calcium channel regulator activity. The coding region runs from base 1 to 729 and encodes 242 amino acids.